AUGGCUGACUCGGUUGACUCGGCUGACUCCGACCUGAAGAAGGUAAGUAGCAUGUAAUUUAGUUCUGAAUACGGCCGUAUUCCUAAAGGAAUUACGAGAAUGAAUAGCGGGAAGGUAGCUAGUCUUAUUAUUUCGCUAUUUUCUCUGUUGACAGAGUAAAUUGUGGACCGAAACACAAAAUAACAAGCAUGAUUCUUACUUUAUUUUUAUACGUGACAAGAAAUUUCAAGUAUAGCAAUACUCGUAAUUAAUAGAUGUCUAGUCCUGUAUUAAGGUCCAAGGCAACUUCAGAAUACCCAGCCACUUUAUUUACAUGUGCCGGUGUGCUUUGAAAACGAGGUAUAUAACAAUAGUUGCUUUUCUUAUUCAAUUAGAUGCUAUAAAUAAGUGACCGGGUAUUCUGGAGUUUAGAUCUUACUUUGUCGGUGUAAAAUCAUGUAGUGAGGUGUUGAACCUUGGGCCAGUUGAUUUAUCAGUUGGCACAUAAAUAAUGAUUAUAUGAAAAAAAUAUUAUUAUGAAGUGCAGUCUGUGUUAAACAAUGCGAAGUUGUACUUUCAGCUUUUGUCAUAGUGUUGUUGAUUCACUUACAGGUUUGUAACUAUCUACGACAACGAGGAGUGGAAGAAAGGGUAGUAGACAAAUUUGAGGAAGAAAAGGUUAGCAUAAUUUUGGUUGUUUUAUCCUGUUUUAUAACUAGCACCCAUCCAGGCCGCCUAAGCAGGUGCCUGUGUGUUGUCAUAGGCAGCUAAAAUCACUUGCUAGUCAAUUGACUUUAGCUGGCUACUUUUGUGUCACUUUGUGUCACUUUGUGACAGGUUGUGUGACUUAUUAUUAAUAUCUAAUUAAGGACUGCAUGAUUAGCCAGUCAAUUUAAUUACACGUGAUUGCACGACCCAGUUUCUACAAUGACACGGGUCAGACCUCAUGGACGGUAGAUGUAUGAUUCGAGCGGCUCACAAUAAACGUUAAAAGUUGAACGUCUGUUUCUUACAAUUUUGCCAUCAACAACAAUAUAUUUUUGUAAGGAAAGAGAACCAUUGCUCAAACCAUCAUGGCUCCUUACUAUGUCUUAUCAGCCCUCCCUAACAAAGUUUUGUACUGAUCAAUAACAUAACUCAAUCUCCCCUCCCCUUCACAAACACACACCCAGACAAGGUCUAGAUUUGACAUCAUCGCAAAUGUUAAUAGACUCCCACAAUGUACCACUGGGGCAUUUUAAAGUACUGACUUCUUUUGCAUGUAAUACAAAUUAUGACUUUAUUUCACAUUACAACAAGAGCCAAACAGUGAAGGCCGAAGAAGAAAUACCCCUAUGGUGUUGCUCUCCUUGAGUUAAUUAAAAAGCUGUCACAACAAAAUAAACUACAUUCCCCUUUUCCUGCUAUUUCAAUUCUAAAAAACAAGAAUAAAUUACAUCUCCAUUGGAAAAGAGCAUUAAUAUACUAAUUAACUUAAAUCUUCUUAUCCCAGAUGGAUAUUUCAGCAGUCCUAAAUGCGAGUGAUGAUGUCCUUAAAGAUAUGGGGCUGUCGACAGCAGGGGACAGAUUAAGCCUUCGUGGCUUUUGUAGCACCGCUCAAGAGAAGCAACACAAGGAAGAAAAGGAAUCCAAAAGACGAAGACUCCUUGAGGCAUUCUUGUCUUCAAAGAAAGAUAGGUCGACUAAGCUUACAACUGCUUCAGGCAACCAACAGCAAAAGAAAAAGCUUGAAAAGGAAAAAAAAAAGUCUAAACGAGUACAAGUUGGAUGGAAACACUUCCGAGAGGAGGUUGAAGACUAUGUUCUUGUACCUCUGUCUAAGGGAGGUGGCAGUAGGUAUGCAACCAUGCUGUUAUCAAGUAACAGAACAGACAUUAUGAAAGUUUGUAAAUCCAUCUUUUUCCCUAAUGGAGUGUCAUAUUAUGGGAAAACAGAAGACAUGCUAUUUGCUAUUGGAAAUUUUCAUAAUGACCAAAUGGGUGUUACCCUGGAAGUGAAUGGGAAAGAGCUACCUUUCAAUAUUGGAAAUUACAUAGAGGCUUUUAAAUUGAAAGAUGUCAGGCUAUACUUGUUGUCCAAAAAGAUGACAACUCUCAGUGAUGAAAGUGAUGAUGGCUUACCACCCAUGAUAAUGAGUCAUGACACCAAUUCUUCUGAAAGGGCUUGUACAGCUGGUACUUCAAUUGAGGACAGACAAGAUGACAGAAAAGGCCUGAUUGGUACAACAGAACAAAGGGAAUCACUUAAAAGAGAGCAGGACACCGAGUAUGAACUUUCACUAAAAGCAGACAAGCAAAAAAGAAUCUCCCUUGAAAUUGCAAAGGCUGAGGCUGAACACAAGAAAAGAGUUCAAGAGGCACGAGCUGCAAGAGUUUUAGCAGAACCCAGCACAGAAUUUCUCACUGUAAGGGUCCGACACCCUACAAUGGGAGUAUGCUCUCGGCGGUUUCCAGCAAAUAGUCGAGUGGCAGUAGUAUAUGAUUGGGCUGGUUCUUUGACUCCAGACAUAGUGGAUUUCACACUCUGUGACCCUGUGGGAACACCGCUGCCACCAAGUAGUGAACUAGAGGAUAGAUGUACCUUGGUUAUGGCUACUACUAGACAUACACCAUCAUUGUGUGAGUCUGAUGAUGACAUUCAAUUCAUGGGAUUUGGAGAUGCAAGUAAUGGUAUUAACACAACACUGCCAGACUGUGAGUGCAACAUGGAAGGAAGGGAAAUAAAUACUGACGUGUAAGUAACUUAAACUUCCACUGCCAAUUUCCAUAUAAAUAACAGUCAGUCAUCAGAAAUUGUCAGACUGAAAAUUUCCCACUAAUAUUUCAUUUUUUUAACACAUGAUGCUUGGGCACUAAAAGGGCUCAGUUUUUAUCAGGAAGUAAUAAAUUUAUGUCUAAAAGUAAGGAACAUUAAAUUGGUCUUUUUAAGUAAGGAAAACGUAACUGCAGCAUUGAACUUCCUUAUACAUGUUGUGGAGGAGCAGGGAUUAUAGUAUCUACAUGUAUUUCGUGUGGUGUUAUCCUAACAGGCAUAAAUGUAAGAAAUUAAUAUCAAGGACAGACUUUCAGCGUUGCAUUUACAGACAAGGAGAUAUAUCUCAGAAAUCUGUUUCAUAAAGACAAUAUUGUAUAAAAAUUUGAUUGCUCUACAUUCUUUUCAUUUUAAACUUGAACUUGAUUGUUGUGUCACAGGCACCCCUUUCUUGUAUGAUGCUAUGAUAUUUAAAUUCAAGUUUUAAUUUAUAUGUUAUCCACAGUCAUUAGAAAAUAUUGCCUAUAUACUCUAAUGAGGGGCAAGAGGACCGUAAAUAAACUACCAGACUUAUGUGGGGAAGUUCCCUUAUUUGCAGGUAGAAUUAUAAAUAUUAUAAUAUAUAUCUAUUGUGUACUCUUGACUUCAUACCAAUCACUGUGAUGGUAUUUGUUUACUUUUAUUUUACUAGGCCCAUGACUCCAAUGCAGUUGGACAAUUACUACGCCUCCAUUCUGGUAGAGCAACCUGGAACUACAUGUCACAGGGAAAGUUAUUCGUCUGACAGUGAAGGUGACGUUUCUGCAAGUGAAACCCACAGUGAUAAUGUCCCAGCUGUUACUUGUUCUCAAGUGAAACCAGCACCUGAAAUACUGAAUGAACUAGCAGCCCAGAUAAAUGCUGAUUGCCUCACCAAAUUCAACAUUGCUCGCAAUUUCAUAUGGGAAGGAGCCAAGAGAGCAGUUUCCCGCAAAGUAUUUUCGCCAGCUAACAAGGUAUCUGUUAAGUUCACUGAUGACACUGGGAUCAGUGAAGGUGCCAUCGACUGGGGUGGCCCCAUGAGAGAGUUCUUUACGCUGAUACUACAAUGCAUCCAUGAUUCUCAACUUAUGUGUGGUCCGGAGAGCUGCAGAUUCCUGUCAUACAAUGUAAAGUGUUUAGAAGAUAAUGACUACUUUGUUGCAGGACUGAUGAUUGCAAUGUCACUCGUGCAUGGGGGACUUGCACCGCACUUCCUAUCCCCUGUCAUGUUUCAAGCUCUUCUCAGUGACCAACCUUUGACAGUGCCAUUGCAAGAUGUCUAUGAUCAUGAGCUGAAAUCUUCUCUGAAAUCUCUGAUAGACUGUGACACUGUAGAGAAAGCAAAGAGCUGCACAGUUGAUGGCAACUUGUCAACUGUUCUUGAGCUGGCUGGAACAUUGGCAAUGCCAAUACAAACCCUGGAUGAUGUCAAGAAAAUGGUUGCAGCAACUUCGCAGUGGUUUGUUCUCGGGCGAUGUAAACCAGCCCUUGAGAGCUUCCGAGAAGGCCUCUCAGCCCUUGGCGUACUAGAAGCAGUCAAGAGAUAUCCUGAUAGUUUCAGGCCAUUGUUUUGUGAUGUACCCGAGAAGCUGACAGCAGAAAGAAUGGAACAAUUGUUCAGGCCUACGUCAAGCCCUGUUGGUUCUUCAAAGGCAUUAACCGAGAGUCUUGUUUUGUCCAGAUGGGGUGAUUAUCUUCAGGACAUAGAAGAUGCGGAAGAUUCUGACAUCACCUUGAGUGACAUUUUGUUCUUUACCACUGGCUGCAAAGUAUUACCACAACGUGCGUUACCUGUCACCGUUGAGUUUUUGCAUGAAGGGUUGUCAAGAUUUCCCACAGCAAAUACAUGUUCAAACAUCCUCCGUCUUCCAGUUGUGCAUAGUGAUUAUGAAAGCUUCAAAGCUGAUGUUACCUUUGGAUUUCUCAAUGCACGGGGUUUCGGUACUGCGUGA
Porites evermanni is the source of this 4703-nucleotide messenger RNA. The record is from the annotation of a GenBank genome assembly. Lineage: Eukaryota; Metazoa; Cnidaria; Anthozoa; Scleractinia; Poritidae.